Messenger RNA from Heterobilharzia americana, 1614 nucleotides. The record is from the annotation of a GenBank genome assembly. Lineage: Eukaryota; Metazoa; Platyhelminthes; Trematoda; Strigeidida; Schistosomatidae.
AUGCGCUUUGAAGCACCUGCUCUACAGUUUGGUUUAAUAUAUGAUGACGGCACUAAACAAGCACGGGAACGAUUUCAACUUCAUAGUGAUGCAAAUCCUAAUUCUUCAGUUUAUGCUUAUAAAUAUUUGGAUGAAAUUCAAUCUAUCUAUGUGAAUAUAAGUAUUUCUAAGAGUGACUUGGAAUUUGUGGAUAAUUAUGUUCUCACACCUGUUACAUUCAUGGUAAAUUACCGAAGCAGUGUACCUCUAGCUUUAUCCUAUCAUAUGGACUUCACAUUGUCAGCAGAGUUAGUCAAUCAGUCUUGGUAUUGGUUACCAUCUGUGACAAAAGAAACCAAUGUGAAUAUAUCUGUGUACAUAAUACCGAAAUUGUUGGGACUAGAUUAUUUGUUAUUUUGGGUUCGAGAAGCUAAACCAAUUUCUGAGUACAACAAUGUGACAUCCUGGCUUGCUAGUGAUUUUGAAUCCUUCAGGGAGAAUUAUUUUAAUAUCGUAUCAAUAAACUAUCCAGUGAAUGUAUCCUCAGUUGAUUCUCAAAAAGAUUACUAUAAUAAUGCAAUGGGUUUUCCAAUCCUUGUAGUCAAAAACAAAGGAAUUGGUGAUCUAAUUUUCCGCAUCUUUGUCAUAAUCAUGGUGACUGUAUUUACAUUUACAAUGGGUUGUGAACUGGAUUACUCUCGAAUGAGUAGUCAUUUUAAACCACCAGUAUCUAUAUCAAUCGGAUUCUUUUGUCAGUUCUUUUUCAUGCCAUUGAUUGCUUUCUGUAUUGCGAAGACAAUUCCUAUUAAACCAGAGUUUGGUUUCGGUUUACUUACUAUCGGUUGUUCUCCGGGUGGUGGUGUUAGUAAUGCUUGGUGUCUUUUGCUUGGUGGUGAUAUUAAUUUAAGCAUACUAAUGACAUUCAUUAGUACUCUGUCAGCCCUUUUCAUGAUGCCGCUUCUUCUAUUCGUGUAUGGUCGAUUCUUUAUUGAUGUGAACAGAGUGAAAAUUCCCUAUCUUAAUAUUGUCUUCCAAUUAUUACAAGUAGCUAUACCAGCGUUAAUUGGUUUAGGUCUACGUGUAUGGAAACCAAAAUGGGCUAUACGAUUCACAAGGUUUACACGUCCAUUAUUCAUCUUUUUUAUAGUCUUCUUUCUUACUAUCGGUACUUAUAUUAAUUGGUCAUUAUUUCGUCUAUUAGGUGUUUAUCCAAUUGUAAUUGUUACUGGUGCACUUCUACCCUGGAUUGGUUUCAGUUUAGCUGCAUUAUUUACAUUAGUUUUAAAACAAUCACGUCAAUUAAUUGUUACAGUCGCUUUAGAGACAGGUAUACAAAAUGUUGGUGUUGCAAUACUUGUCUUGUUAUAUUCAAUGCCAAAACCAGCUGGUGAAUUAGGCGCUAUUAUACCAAUUACUGUAGCAAUGUUAACACCAAUUCCAUUAUACUUUAUCUACUUAGGCUUAGUCAUUAAACGUAAGUGUUGUAAUCAGAAGAGAACUCCAGUUGUUAAUGAUCCAGCUGAGCAUGAAGCACUCAACAAUCAAAAGGUAUGUAAUGAUCAUGGUGUAAUUAGUGUCCUCCAUACUGUUGACACACCUAUCAACACUAAUGAUAACAGAGGAAUUGACCAAUAA